GACAACCCUGCUCCACAACUUCUACCUACAAUUCAUCAUCCUCGAAGGUGGCUAUUUCGCAUGUCAAUAUGGCAGAACAGACAUUACCUACCUACCAUCUGGUGAUUAUAUUGAUUGUGUGAAUCCAGAAACGUAUUAUCACGAUCCAGAUGGACAACAGCCAAUUUCCGAGGUAGAAGCUUCCAAAAUGUUCGCCAGCUCAUUCGACACUUACCGCCGCAAUGUGUACGAUCCAAUGAUCCGAAUUGCGUGUGACAAAUUCGAAUUUCUGGCUCUAACAGCCUUAACUCUAUUCGACACGGGGCUAGAAGGCCAGUCCGAUCAAUGCACAGAAUCAUGCAGAAGGAUUCGGGAAUCCGUGCAGCGGGAAGUUCUACAGUACUCCAAGCUGACGAGAUCAGAAUUAGAUUCGUCAAUUCGACUAGGGGAUAUAUUGUCAAUCCUACCGAAUUUACAGAGAGCCACUCAACGAUUCCAUGAAGAUAUGACAAUUUCGAAUGUGAUGAAUGCGUAUUCGGUGGACGAGAAAUUCUAUAACUUGGGCUUCAAGACCAGUUAG
Molecule: messenger RNA, 559 nt
Organism: Caenorhabditis elegans
Lineage: Eukaryota; Metazoa; Nematoda; Chromadorea; Rhabditida; Rhabditidae
Source: the annotation of a RefSeq genome assembly